AUGGGGCUUUCCAAAUAUGCAAUGGAGCCUCCUAAAAUUGAGAUGGGGCCUUCCAAACUUGAAGAGGGGACCCCCAAAAUAGAAGUGGGUCUUGCCAAAGAUGUUGUUCCUGGCCCCAUUUUUACCCCUCCUAUAAAGGGACCCACCAAGAGGGUGCAACGCGGAUCAUCAGAGACUCCUCGAAAACGAGGCAGGAAACAAAUUGGUGCUUCAAAUUCACCUGUGGUCAGUGCUGAAGCUAAUAACUCAAUGUCUGGAUUCGUGACCAAGGAGGAACGUCGCAUUGUUUCAUCUAGUCCUCUGCGUUUUUCCCUUACCCAAGAGAAACCCCAAGGGAUUAAUGCACCCAUAACUUUGGUUAGAGCUUCUGUUGCUCUUGGGACCAACCCUGUUUCCGGGGUUCAAAGGGUUGUCCAGUCGGUUCCAGCCAAUACUUCACUAUACACCACUCUUCCUCAAGAGCAAAGAAAUCUUGUAACACCUAGCCCUGUGGUUAAGAGGGCUUCCAGGAAUAAAGUUGCAGGACCUGUUGAUAAAGAAGCUGCUCCUAAAGCCAAGAAUGCACGUGCCCUUGAGUCACCUAGAGAUGCUUUGCCUAGCCAGCCUCCUAAUCAGGGUGAAAGGAAACAUAUAAGAGUUCAAUCUUCUUCUGAUACUAGAAUUGAGCAGAGGCCAAGCCCAGCUAAACAAUCUGAAUCUCUCAGGCAAGCUAAUAUGGAUAUGAAGCUUAGUACCAGUGCGUCUUCAAUGCCUGAAUGUGAUUCCCAUACAAGUGGCAGUGGAUUAAUACACAAGGAAGCUUCUAAAGUCAAGGGUGUUCAAGAUAAAUCAAUCCCAGCUGAUGGCAAUGCUGUGAGCCUUAUAACCGUAGAGGAAGAGAAGAAAUCUCAAACUGGAUCUUCAUUAGGGACCCAAACCAUUGGUGCUGUCAACACUCCUUCCAGCAUGACUUUGCAGGUUUCCCCUGAUCUAACCUCUGUUGCAGUUGAUGAAAGCCCUGCUUAUGUUGAAUCUGGUGGUCGAAAGGAAUCUCUUGAAGACACUAAAAUGACCCCUGUGGUAAGUGACAAAAGCCUUAUUCGUGUUGCAGCCGGUGCUGGAUACGUAUCAGUUGAAGACACUAAAAAGACUACUGUGAUAAGUGAUAAGAUUCCUCUUAUUGUUGAAGCUGUUGUUGGUAAGGGAAAAGUAGAAGACACUAAAAAAGCCCCUGUGGUAAGUGAAAAAAAUGAUCAUCAUGUUGAACCUGGGGUUGGAAAGGGAACAGUUGAAGACACUAAAAGGAACCCUGUUCUAAGUGUUAAAAGCCAUCAUUUUGAUGAACCUAGGAGUGUAAAGGAACCAGUUGAUGACUCUAAAAAGAGUCACUCCCCACAGAAAGCUCAUUCAUGUACUCAGCAAUCUGUGUCAAUUGUGCUAUCAGUACCAGAGAAGGCUUCUACUGAUCCCAACCGAGAGAAAACAGAGCCCAAAGAAGAAGAUUUCAAGCGUUUUCCAUCACUGGAAAAGGAAUCGACAGUUCCUGUGAGUGCUUCUAUAUCAUCAGAAUUUAAUAUGGUUUCUUCAGAAUCUGUUACCCAGGAAGUUGAAAGGCACAACCUUGAUAUUGACAUCCCUAAACCUGCGAUUCAUGAGCCAGAAGUAGCUGACGUAGUUUCAGGUAAAGAUUCCCAUGCAGUGAAUGUGUCUGAUAAUGCAGCAGUAGCUAUAGAAGCAGCAGAAGAUCUAUCUCCUCAAGUUCCAACAGCCGAACCCAUUCAGACUCAUCCAAACUUGGGAGUUCAAGGUUUGUCAAAUGAGCGAGAAAUCUGUCCUGAUGUACCAGAGGAGGCACUUGAGAUUCCAAAACUUGAUCAAAGUGAAGUACCAGUCCUUACUGAUGCAGCUACCAUGGAGCUGAGAUCUGACCAGGUUGUUGCCAAGCAUGAUGAAGCCCUAGGAGAUAACUUUGAUGCUAGUGUGGAGAUCCAAUCCAAGGACAAUAGUUUUAAUGCUGAAGGGAGAGAUGAUCAAAGCAAGGUCCCAGAAGAGAUGCAAUUACAGGUAGAUAAUUUGGAAGCUAUAGAGUGUGAACAUCAAAGCAAGGCAGCACCAGAGCUCGCUGAUACACAAGCAGAUAUAUUGGAACAUCUAGUGAGAGACUCUCAACGUAUUGUUCUUAUGCAGACCCAAUUUCAAGGGAAUGUUUUGGAAGCUAUGGAGGGAGAAGCCCAAGUCGAUGUAUGGACUCGAAUACAGGUGGAUAAUUUGGAAAUUAGAGAGAGAGAAGCUCAAAGCAAGGUACUGGAGCAGAUAGAUUUACUGGGGAGUAAUUUGGAAGCUACAGAGAGAGAGGCCAAAAGAAAUGUAGAGGACAAAUUACAGGGGGGCAAUUUGGAAGCUACAGAUAUAGACUCUCUAAGCAUGGUAACCAAGGAGACUCUAUUACGGGUCCCAAAUUUGGAAGCUACAAAAAUAGAACCUCAAAGCAUGGUACUGGAGCAAACCAAUUUGCAUGGGGAUAAUUUAGAAGCUACAGAGAGAGAAGCUGAAAUCAAGGUUCCAGUGCCACUGCCAACUAAACUACAGGGGGAUAAAUUAGAAGUCAAAGAUGGGGGCUGUCAAAGCCAUGUACCUGAGCAGAGCCCUUUGCGGGGGGAUGAUUUGGAAGAUACAUCGAGGGAGAAUCAAAGCAAGGAACCGCUGCAAACACAAUUAGACAUUGUUAAUUUGGAAACUCCAGUGUUGAAAGCUCAAAGCAAGGUUCCGGAAAUGGCUGAUAUUAAAUUAGAUGGGCAAGCUUCAGGAGGUAAUGAGCUUGUUAUUGUUGCUGAGGCAACUCAGUCUAGUAACCAGGGUUCCCUAUCAGAGGAACUUGGUUCCAAACCUAAUGAGAUUAUCACCGAUUCUGAUCAAAAUCACGGAUCAGUUUCUAUUGGUCAUGAUGCUGAAACACUCUCAUAUGCUUUUGAUGUCACUAAGGAUGUUGGUCUUCUGCUUGAACAAACUAAUUCUGUGAUGGAAGAGUCUUCAGAUGAGGGAGCCAUUGACACUGAAACUAAUAAGACACAAGUAGGAGGAGCUUCUGUUAUUGGAGGGGAUUGUCAAGUAGUCACUCAUGAUUUGGAAGCCAAAACGAAUCAAAGGGAGUCCCAGGAAUUUACUGGAAGGGGAAUGGAUAUGCAAGCUGAAGAUGACCAGAGAGGCAUCUUACAACCUUCUGUUCCCCCCUCAGUGUGCCAAUUGAGUGAGCAAGCUGAGGCAGAUUUGCCCAACUUGACUGAUACUCGUACGGCUGCACGAUCAGAUGAGCAUUCUUGCGAAAUGAUUGAUCUUUUUAAUUUCAAGCUCAAAAGUGCAGACAAUGGCAUUUGUGAUGUUGGUGAAGAGAGAAGAGAUAAUCCCGCAAGAUGCGAGGCACUUUCUACUGAAAUAGGUGUUGGUUGCAAGAUUGAAAGCGCAGACAUUGGCGUGUGCGAUGUUACUGAUGAGAGAGAAGUUAAUUGCACCAAUUUGAAUAAAAGUGAAGCACCACAGUCCACUGAAAUUGGCCGAAAUCUUGAGCUAGACACACAUAGUCCGGAGGCUAAUGCGCUUGCAGGUGUUGAUUCCGAGCUUGAAAGUGCAUGCUAUGUGGGGUCUGACGUCGUUGGUGAGAUAGCAAAUGACCCCUCCAAUUUGAAUAAAAAUGAAGUCCCAGAACCUACUGAAAUUGGCCAAGUGCUUGAGUCUGAUAAGCAUGGUCCAGAGGCUAGUGAGCUUGCAGCUGUUGGUUUCAACCCUGAUAGUACUGACUGUGCCACGGCUGAUGUCACUGAUCGGAGAGAUAUUAAGGUCACUGUGUUGAGCCAAGGCAAAGACCUGAAUUCUACUGAUACUGGUGGCAAUAUCAAAUUAGAAUACUGUAGUCCAGAGGCUAAUGCAGUUGCAGUCGUUGGUUCUGAGCUUGAAAGUGCGGACAAUAUCAUUUAUGAAGUUACUAAUGAUAAAGAAGAUGAUUCCACUAAUUUGAAUAAAAGCAAAGAGCCAAAUUCCACUGAAAUCAGUCAGGGUAUUGAAUUAGAAGAGUGUUGUCCGCCUGUUGAGCUUCCAGGGCUUCUUAUUGAAAACCCAACUGAAAUUCCAGAGUCUGUUGUUACUGAAGAGGUGGAAGCCCAAUUGGACCACCAUGAGUGUGAAAAAGUUAUUGAACAAAUUGAAGCUCAGGAAACCCGUCUAGAAGAAGCUGCUGUCAUCUAUCCUGAUAAUCUUGGUUCUGAAAUCACUGCAGAGAUCACGGCGACUUCUGAAGUUUCCGAGUCUGUUAAUGUAGAAUCAAGCAAUACAGAUUCCAUUUUAGCAGACACUGAAGGGCAAAAUGCCGCGAUAGAUGGCGGUGUUGGAGGUCAGGUUGCUUCUUUACCAGCGAUGGGCACAGAGGAUUCACAGUAA
Molecule: messenger RNA, 4410 nt
Organism: Amborella trichopoda
Lineage: Eukaryota; Viridiplantae; Streptophyta; Magnoliopsida; Amborellales; Amborellaceae
Source: RefSeq, a predicted model, not a curated record